CUCUGAUCUACAAAUUUGAUAAAGAAUCCACCUGCAAAAUUUCGUCGUAAUCGUCUCAUUCGUUUUCGAGAUAUCGUGCUAACGGACAGACACCACAUUAUAUACUCGCAAGGAGCUGGAUAAUAAGUGAAUUGCACUAAUAAUAAAAAUAAAAAUAAGAACUUAUCAUUUUUUUAUUUCCCAUUUUCGCAUAUUUCCUUUGCGCUUUGAGCAGAAUGUCAAGUUUCAAUUUUUACAACGCUUCAAUCAUCCCAACCGGAACCACCAAAAGGACCUGAAAUUAUUACAAGAUGCAGGUCAAGGGUUCGAGUCGUACCUACGCCAGAUUCUUUUUUAACUAAAAGGUUUAUUAAAAGUUCAAAAUUAAGAUGUGCGUACAUUUUUUUACAAACGCCGAGAAAACAAAAAGAUAUACAAAAAACGUUAUAAAAGAUAAAUUGUAGAGAAUUUAAUUUCCUACAAAAAAUUCCGGAUCGCAUAAUAUGUAUAUUCGACCCUUAAUAUAUGAUAAGCAAUCAAAGAUACUAUGAAUGCCAACGCAAUCAAGAUGCGUAACUUUAAAUGGUUGAUAUGGCUAAACGAUUAAAGAUAGAUAUAUGCCGUCGCGGACUUUUUUGUAGUAUUAAUUAUCUCCAAUUUUUGUUCUAUAAAAUUUUGUGUAUCCCAAUUGGUAUCGGCAGCGUUUUCAUUUAAAGUGCGCGCGACUAUUAUAAGUACCAACAAAAGAAUACAGUAUUGAAAUCUUCAGUGCAAACGCAAUUCGUAGCAUAAUAUCCGCUAUAAAACCGAUUAUGUUAUUAUAAAAGUGGGAGAGGUACACCAUAGCUCUCCUCCCAUUGUCACGGAACCAUAAGUUCCCAUUUAGUUAGACUUCUUCCUAAUUUUAUACUCAAAGGCUGAAGUCAGUAUCAUCAUCUGGAAUUUAAAAUCCCUUACGAAAUCUGGUUGCCAAGCAUGAGCGAAGAAAUUGAGUCGAGGGUAUUGUAUGUAUGCUGGUUGGUUUCGCCGUCAUCACGAAGGAUGGUUAUCGGUUAUGGAACGAAGAAAGGUAAUCAUCAGGAGAAAUGACUAAGUGAAUGCCAGAACAAAACUGAGACAUUUUGAGAUUACAAAUUUUGACUGCAAAUUCCUAAACGAUUUAAACGAAGAAGAAGGAGUGCUUCCUGAAUGGGCAAAAUAUGUGACAGAAAUGAUAUGACUAAUAUAUAACACCUAUAUCGAAUCAUGAACUUUUCUUGACACCUGCCUGGGAAGUUACGUAUCCCCACGAAAUUUUCUGAAACAUAGCGUAAUCGGUCAACUUCAAACUGAUAGUGCAAUCAAUCUCUCGUUGAAAGGAAUUUUCCCCACAUUUGGAAGUGGGCUUGUACUUACAUAAGAGGGUUACUACACCUGCACCUCGUCGCUGACGAUACCAUAAAGUUUAAUAUCACUAUCUGUACGCAUAUCAUCAAAAUGAUUAAGAUAAUUUUUAAGUGUUCGAGAUAAGCCACCCGAGAAGUACCGAUUAUGGCAAGAAUUAACAAAAAUCUUUCCUCGCCGUAAUUGUCGAUACUCGCUCUUUUCAUUUCGUGGACACGAUGCAGAAGAAGGUGAACAAGAAGUUCAUCAUACCCUUGGUGCUAGGACUCGUGAUACUAGUCGUUGGAGUAGUGCUAGUGUUAGUGGUGUUUCCAAAAGUUAUCGACGAUCAGAUUAUCGAGAACGUGGUACUGAAGAAGGAAACUGUCCAAUUGGAGAGAUUUGUUAAGAUUCCGUUUCCGUUCAAGUUCUCCGUGUAUUUGUACACUAUUGCGAAUAAAGAUGAAGUUCUAAAUGAGGGGAAGAAACCGAAGGUGCGACAAAUCGGACCAUACGUUUACGAUGAGUACAAAGAGAGAAGAAUACUACAGUACGGCUCCGAAGAUCUGCAGUACGAGGAGGUGUGGUCGUUUAAGUUCAACAAAAACGCCUCCGGUUCGCUCAGCGAAGACGAUGAAGUCACCGUGAUCAACGCUCCUCUCAUUUCUAUCUUGCAAAGUGUGGAAAGCGCACCACUGCCCUUUCCACCCGCCAUGAUCGAAGGGGUGAUCGGGGAAAUUCUCGAUUCCACCGAGCUGUUCAUGACGGUACGCGUCGGCGACCUCACCUUCAAGGGCAUAAAAAUGUGCCACAAGAAAGAUAAGAGCGCCAUCGCUAAGCUGCUCUGUCUAACCAUGUCGCUGAUGAACCAAAAGAUGCUGGAGUACCAUGAAGACUACGCGCUAUUCUCUCUUUUCAAAUACAAAACGAAAGCUGAUGGACCCUUCGUUUUGAACACUGGUGUGACUGAUUCAAAGAAGUUGGGAUUGAUAUCGAGCUACAAAGGAAUGGCAUCUACAGAGUUUUGGAAUGGGACGUAUUCGGCGUGCGAUAAGGUGAACGGGUACUUUACCACCUUCCCGCCGUUCAUGGAGGAAAAUUCGUCGUACAAUGUUUACAGUAGUGACAUUUGCAAGUAA
Photinus pyralis (common eastern firefly) is the source of this 2480-nucleotide messenger RNA. RefSeq names its product sensory neuron membrane protein 2-like. NCBI's taxonomy places the organism in Eukaryota, Metazoa, Arthropoda, Insecta, Coleoptera, Lampyridae. Gene Ontology annotation, cellular component: cytoplasm; membrane. The transcript is spliced from 7 exons. Bases 1581 to 2480 code for a protein of 299 amino acids. Gene Ontology annotation, molecular function: scavenger receptor activity. The record is from RefSeq and is a predicted model, not a curated record.